GCGAAACGGCAGGUGGGAAAAUGUUGCCGGAGCAAGAGGCUGUCCUCCAGGCGUGAGGGGGCGCUGUAGCCACCGUCGCGGCGACUCUUGUGCCGGCGUCUGCUCUUUGCUGCCGUGCGGGGGUCAGGGUUGGGCUGCACCGUUGCCGGGCUCGGCGCUGAGGCGGUCGUUGUGUUUGAAUCUCGGGUCGGAGCGGCAGCGGUGCAGAGAUGCAGGAGCUCAUUUCUAAUGUGGAGCACAUCAGGUUCGAGCUGGAGAUGGCGGUGGAGCAGCAGCUGGGGGCGCAGCCGCUGCCCUUCCCGGGCAUGGACAAGUCUGGUGCAGCAGUAUGUGAAUUCUUUCUGCGGGCAUCAUGUGGGAAAGGUGGAAUGUGCCCAUUUCGCCACAUCAGUGGUGAGAAGACAGUAGUGUGCAAACACUGGCUGCGGGGGCUAUGCAAGAAAGGAGAUCAGUGUGAAUUCUUGCACGAGUAUGACAUGACGAAGAUGCCAGAGUGCUAUUUCUAUUCCAAGUUUGGAGAAUGUAGUAACAAAGAAUGUCCAUUUCUGCAUAUUGAUCCCGAGUCCAAAAUUAAAGACUGUCCCUGGUAUGACCGAGGAUUUUGUAAACAUGGUCCUCUGUGCAGGCACCGGCAUACACGGCGAGUCAUCUGUGUAAAUUAUCUGGUGGGGUUCUGUCCUGAAGGCCCCUACUGUAAAUUCAUGCACCCACGGUUUGAACUACCAAUGGGUACUGGUGUUGACCAACCACCACUGCAGCAACAACAGCAGGUACUACAGAAGCAAAACGUUAAUCAGUUUCAACAGCGAUCUUCCUCCUUGGUACAAAUUACUAGCACAAACACUAGUGUCGGACAGCAGAAACCAGUUACGCAAUCUGGAGGAUCAGUACAACAAUCCCAGUUUCAGACAUCGUCAAAUCGAGGCCCCAGACCUUUGGAGCAAGUCACGUGUUAUAAGUGUGGUGAAAAAGGGCAUUAUGCCAACCGAUGCACCAAAGGACACUUGGCAUUUCUUAGUGGUCAGUAGUGAUCUCACUGGUGGAAAAGUACUCUGGGAAAACUCUCAAGUUCAACUGAUGCCCCAGAUGGAAUGGACAUUUUUUCUUGGAUGGGGUUAGGAAUUCAAAAGCUGAAUUUGCCUUGUUGUUUUUGUCCUUCCUUGCACACACUGUGAUAGUUGUUACUGGUGUAUAAGCCACAGGUUAUAAUUAUGUUUGGUGUUGGGAAGGACUGCACUCUGAAGAAGAACUACUGGAGCUUUUACUGUACCUCAGCCAUAUUUUUUAAUCUAACUUUCCAAUAAAACAGAUGGGCAGUGGAUUCAAAUGAAACUGGGAGAGGCAAAAAUACAAGUUCAACAGAUCACUAGAAGUUACCUUAAACUGUGAUAUUUCUAUUAUAGUUUGUGCAUGUUUUUUUUUGAUUUUCUAAAAUACCAAUUUUGAGGGUAGUUUUGAGAUUUCCCAUCUGUCAGGAAUUUGAACUUCAAAUUAGGAGCCUCUGUAAGCACGCCUCCCAGCCUGUGACAUGUCGAGAAUGGGGUUCAGAUUGUGUUUAGGGCAGGUAUGCAAAACUGGCAGCUAUUCAUGUCUUUCACAAGCUUGGUGCUUUUCCCUAGCAGAACUGUUUGAUGUUGAGACAUCCUGAUGAGAGGCCUGAGCUGUGUAUGCCUGCAUGUGGUUGAUGGGGUGGGAGGGCAUUGAGAAUGUCAUUAAUGUGUUUGGCAUGGAUGGAUUCCAGUCCAGGUGUAGCAUUCUAGCACACUGUACCAUGCAGACAACCACUCACAUAAAUUAACAAAAAAAAAUCAAAAAGAAAAUUCUGGCCUUGUAUAAGCAGGUGCAAAUAGCUGUUGAAAUUGUGAAAUAGUUGAUGUGGAUUAUUUUGUCACAUUGGGUUUCUUGCUAGGGUGUCUUAUUAAUUUGCCUGUAUGUUAUCACAUUUUAUAGGAAAAAAGUUUUUAGUUUUGUGGCAGAAGAAAAGAUGCGAUGAGAGUUGCAGAAAUUCUACUCUUAAAGCCUCAAUUACCAAAUGACUGUAAAGGGUUCAUUUUUAUCCAAUUUAAUAAAUAUUUUUU
This is a messenger RNA of Pristis pectinata (smalltooth sawfish), 2078 nucleotides long. It is a transcript of the gene cpsf4, whose product is annotated as cleavage and polyadenylation specific factor 4. The record is from RefSeq and is a predicted model, not a curated record. Gene Ontology annotation, molecular function: zinc ion binding; RNA binding. Lineage: Eukaryota; Metazoa; Chordata; Chondrichthyes; Rhinopristiformes; Pristidae. The transcript is spliced from 8 exons. The coding region runs from base 210 to 1028 and encodes 272 amino acids.